AUGUGGCAGAGGCUGCAGGAACGCUACGGCAGCCAAAGCGCACAUGGUGGGGAUGGUAGUAGGGUCGGGACCGAUGCCAUAGCAUUAUCGAAGAAGCGGCGUGCGCAGAUGCGCAUGCGUGCAGAUGCACUGGCCAAAAGUGCAGCGGACGAGGAAGCGCCAAGCACGCCGCACGAAUCUGGCCUGGUACGAGAGGAAGAUGAAGCGGGGCAUGGUGAGGAAGAGUAUGCGGAGUAUACGGGUGCGACGGAGCGCAUUCCGCUAGGUCGCGAAGCUGAGCGCAAGCGGGCCGUGUUGCGCCGGCAGCAGAUUCGCUCCAUGAUUGCAUCAACGCAGGGCGGCGAUGACGACGGCGAUGAAGACGAUAUUGCCAUUGUGGUGCGCCAACCACGCGCGCAGGCGCCGGUGCCCGUUUCCGCCGAGACGCUUAUUCACGAUGAGCAAGAAGCCCUUCCUGAUGAUGGCUAUGGUGAUGACGAUGACCGAGAGGCGCAGGACGCAUGGGAACGCGCUCAGAUGCGUCGUAUGGAUGUCGACAUGGGCGACCAGCUCGAGGCACCGCCUGUGGCUGCGCGGAUUCCGCUCGUGUCAGCUCAGCCGACACCGCGGUCAUGCAUGGCACGGCUAGAGGCGCUCCGUGCCCAGUGGGAGCACGAGGCUGUCGAACGCAACGAUGCUGUCCGCACCAUGGAGCAGGAACUGGGCGAAGUACAAGAGGAAGAGCGAGCGCUGCAAAGCGAGAUUGUGGAACUCGAAGCCAAGUCUGUGUGGCUGACUGAUAUGAAUGCGUUUACAGACGCACUCGCGAGUUUCUUUGAUACCAAGACGCCUCUUCUCGAGGCGCUCGAGCACAACGUACAAGCUCUGUUGAUCGAUCGCUACGUGACGCGGCGGCGACUGCGGACCGCGGCGGAUGCUUGGCUCAGCGAUGCGGACAAAGAGCAGUUUCUCGAGGGAUGCGUGCAGCUGCGCAAGGAGCAUGCUCUGGUCAUGUCAGAUGUGGAAAACGACGCGUUCCGUGAUCCGGCCUCGGAACUCGUGCCGCGUUUCGAGGCUUGGCGAACCAGGUAUCUUAGUGACUAUGAUAAGGCGUGGGGCGGCUUGGCCCUCGCAAAUGCAUGGGAAUGGUACGCACGCUAUGAAAUGGCACUGUGGGACCCACUGUGGCGCGCAGCUGAUGACGACCUGUGCCUCGGUGGCCCACUAGAAGGUAUACCCGGAUUUGCGUGGGAGCACGCCGUGUCCGCCUAUGUGGGCGAAUCGAGCGCAGGCGGCGAUGACGAGAUGCUUGCGACCAUGUUGACGCGAGUCGUGGUCCCGCGUCUCGAGGCUCUGGCACAGGCGUAUGACGCCUACAGUGACAUGGAAACAAACGCGGCAUUGCAGGUGGUCGAGCAGGUAUCGUACGUGGUAGAGAAGACGCCUAUGCGCUCGCUUCUCUCAGCGUACCGUGAUGCGCUCGACAGAGCUGUUCGCGAGCCAGUGAGCGAUGUUUUCGCGCGUCUGGCGCUGGUCCGGCACGUACUAUUAUGGUGCACGUACUAUGACGACGCGUGGGACCAUCACGCGUAUGAAAAUGUGGCGCGGCAGGCUGUAGCCUCGGCGUGGUCGGCCAUCCAGCAAACGCCACGCAUGGAUGACGUUGUGAAAGCGGUGCGCGAAGUAUGCUGUGUAUGGCCCACCUCGUUCCUGCCAAGCGAGCGACAGGCAUUUAGUGUAUAUUAG
Messenger RNA from Malassezia restricta, 1725 nucleotides. RefSeq lists its product as uncharacterized. Gene Ontology annotation, cellular component: U2-type post-mRNA release spliceosomal complex; nucleus. NCBI's taxonomy places the organism in Eukaryota, Fungi, Basidiomycota, Malasseziomycetes, Malasseziales, Malasseziaceae. The coding region runs from base 1 to 1725 and encodes 574 amino acids. The record is from RefSeq and is a predicted model, not a curated record. Gene Ontology annotation, biological process: spliceosomal complex disassembly; mRNA splicing, via spliceosome. The transcript has a single exon. Gene Ontology annotation, molecular function: DNA binding.